This is a messenger RNA of Linum trigynum, 1306 nucleotides long. Lineage: Eukaryota; Viridiplantae; Streptophyta; Magnoliopsida; Malpighiales; Linaceae. The record is from the annotation of a GenBank genome assembly.
UAACCCAAAUAGCAACGAAUGAACCCCUGCCCGGCUGCUCCCCUAAUCACCGCUUUCUCUAAGAAUUCUGCUACGCCGGAGUCUGGACCCCUCUCCUCUUCCCAACAAUUGCAGCGGCGACGGCACCCCGAGUUCAUCGCCGCUCAACCAGGUGACAACGACGACCACCGUCUCAGCACGACCAUAAUCGCCACCGUCCUCUCAUCCCUCCGCCAAGCCAAAUCCAAGGCCACUAGGGGCUCGAUCCUCUUCACCUCAUCUCAGGGUCGAUUCUUCUCCAACGGCUUCGAUCUGGGCUGUUCCAGAUCCGAGCUGGUCUCCCUCCCGAUGCUGACCGUCACCGUCGUCCAGGGUCACGCCGUCGCCGACCGGAGGGGGUUUUGUACAUGAGUCCAGGUCAGUCAGUUGUCAUCUACCUCUGGCUAAAGCUAAUUGCUCAACAAUUUAGUUGGUCUGAGUACUACUUCUGCUUCCCUAAAUUUCUAGCCCGUCGGUGGGAAGAAGAAAUAAUUAAAAAUAAGCUACUCAUCGUCAUGUAUGUAUAUGAUCCUGAAAUCAGCAUCGACGGAGGCUGAAUGAGUAAAGCAGAUCGAAAAGCAUCCUUCAUUUAGACCUCCAUCAUCAACUCACGCCGUCCAUCUUCCAAGUCCCGAAUACGUGAAGGCGGCCUAAUCCAUUUCUAUCAAUUUGGGCAAAUUAACACAAAGAGGAAAGCUAUGGAAGAAGGGAGACCUCCCUGGAGUUAAGCAAGGAGAAGGUUAGGGAGCAAUGUGAAACUACAAUUAUAUAUAGUUUCGUAAAUGUAGAUAUUAAAUUAUUAAUUUUGAGGAUUUUAUAUGGUUUUGAUGGUUCUUUUAAUGUAUCUUAGUGUUUUGAUCAAGGUUCAAGAAAGUGCUAGGCGUAAGGCGGGCGUUGAGCUCCUGUCUAGCGCUUGGCUCGCUUAGGCGUUGCCUAGGCGCGCCUAGGCGUUCCUAGAAAAAAUGAAAAAAAGUUCCCAUAAUUUUGAAUUUUCCGAAAUAACAACUUCACAACUAGCAACUAACUAGAAAUUACCAUUCACCAAACUCAAUUCUAUUCAGACUAAACACAAAUUUAACAUAAAUAUAUGUAUAAAAUUCAUCAACUAGAGCUGCUGUGUACAAUAAAACCCUCUACACUUACUCAUUUAAUCACACCAUGCUUUAAAUCAUUUGCUACCACCUUAUCAAUGUACUGAGAAUGUUAAUUUUGGAUCUAGAGAGCAUGAAAAUGGGCAUUUUUUAGCAGACCAAGGUUAACUGAAGACUAAUAAUGAGAUUAAAUUCCU